CUGCCUUCCGCAGUCCGCCUCUGGUCCGCUCACAUCAGUCGAGUUGAUGCUGCCGCCGUCGUCUCGCAACAUGCCGAUCCCGUCCAGAGCUGUGCUGGGCCUCCUGGCGGUCUUCGCGGCCGCCCACCUGUCCGAGGCUGCCUGCCCCGCCGGGACCUUCGACUGCGGCGAUGGAGGAUGCGUCCCCCAGGAGAAACGCUGCGAUUUCUGGACCGACUGCAAGAACAAGAAGGACGAGUCCGACUGUAAAGUGGAAGACUGUAAGACUGGGACCUUCGGCUGCGGCAACGGCAAGUGCGUGCGGAAGCUGAUCCACCGCUGCGAGGGCGUCGACGACUGUGGCAACGGCGCUGAUGAGAAGGACUGCAAGCCCAACGAGUGCGGCCUCGGCGCCUUCUACUGCGGCAACGGCAAGUGUGUUCGAAAGAACCGAAAGUGCGACGGCAAGGACGACUGUGGAAACGGAAACGACGAGACGCAGUGCAAGCCAGAAGAGUGUCAGUCCUACACGUUCCCAUGCGGAAACGGCCGGUGCGUAAAGGUCGAGAAGAAGUGCGAUGGCACGGACCACUGCGGGAACGGUGCCGACGAGAAGGGCUGCGCCGCCAUCUCGAAGACUAAGGGGCCGAAACCAGCCGACACAACCACUUGCCCGAAGGGCCAGUUCAACUGCGGGGAUGGAGGCUGUGUCGCAAUGGACAAGAGGUGCAACCACUGGAAGGACUGCAGAAAUGGAGCUGAUGAAGCUAACUGCGCCAAAAGUGAUUGUAGAGGUGGUGCUUUCCACUGUGGGGGAAACAGCAUGCGGUGUACAUGGAGUCAGGAUCGCUGUGAUGGAAACAAAAACUGUGACAACAACUCAGACGAGGAAAACUGCACUCCAGAGGAUUGCAAACCAUUAACAAGAUAUUGUGGAAAUGGUCGAUGCGUCUUGACUAAGCGUUGGUGUGAUGGUAAAGAUGACUGUGGGAAUGGGUAUGAUGAAAAAGACUGCAGUAAAGAUGAGUGCCAGCCGUACACAACAUUUUGUGAGGCAAAGAAGGGGAAAAAAGCCAAAUGUGUUCCUCAGGGCACAUCAUGCUAAGCAGUACUCCCACGCAUCAAACUUGGAUAUUUUCUUUUUUGAAAUUAAGACAUAAAUAAGAAAUAAGUUCUCAUGAUAUUGCAGUUUCAGUGUAUUAUAAAAGUAAUUUAAAAUUAGGCAUACACUACUACACCACUGGUCCAAAACCAACAACUGAUAUGUACGAAAAUUGUCAGAAAUAAAUAUUGAUGUUACAUAAAUA
Frankliniella occidentalis (western flower thrips) is the source of this 1286-nucleotide messenger RNA. RefSeq names its product very low-density lipoprotein receptor. NCBI's taxonomy places the organism in Eukaryota, Metazoa, Arthropoda, Insecta, Thysanoptera, Thripidae. Bases 47 to 1084 code for a protein of 345 amino acids. The record is from RefSeq and is a predicted model, not a curated record. Gene Ontology annotation, molecular function: protein binding. The transcript is spliced from 9 exons.